Molecule: messenger RNA, 3653 nt
Organism: Salvelinus fontinalis (brook trout)
Lineage: Eukaryota; Metazoa; Chordata; Actinopteri; Salmoniformes; Salmonidae
Product: C-terminal-binding protein 2-like
Exons: 9
Coding region: 817-2118 (433 amino acids)
Molecular function (GO): NAD binding; transcription corepressor activity; oxidoreductase activity, acting on the CH-OH group of donors, NAD or NADP as acceptor
Source: RefSeq, a predicted model, not a curated record
AAAAGGGGCUGGCAUUCUUAAAAUGCUGUGAAGGCCAGAUCACAAAUAAUAAAACUGAGAGUGAGGAAAAGGGGGAAGGGGAAAAAAUAAGGGAAGGAAAAUGUGUUGAGUGCGAGCAGAGCGAACGGAAGAGUGAGUUGUCCACGCCAGGAGCGCCGCACCACACCACUCGUUUUGACUGGAACUCCUUUAUGGAUUUUUUCUUUUCAUUUUUCUCUUUUUUCCCUACGUAGCUGGGGCUCUCUGGUUUGCUCACUUGUUUUCCCUGUCUUUUCUUUCUUCCUUUCUUUCUCGCUCUCGGCCUCACACAAAGGCUGGUGGAGAAAGCCUGCGAUCUAAAUAGCCAGAACGGAGUGUGCAGUAGGGAGGGAGGGAUAGAGAGGAAGACAAAGACGGAGAGAGAAGAUAUUUGCGAUCGACGAGAGGAGAAGAGAGAAGAUUUGCUGGCAGAUGCUGACUGGAAAAGAGCUGUUUAUGCCCCGGAGGGAAAAGAAGUGACGCUUCUUCUCAGUCCGAACCUAUUCAUAAUCCUACCAACCUAACCCACCCUGCCCUGACCCCCCCCUCCCUACUGCCCCUGUUACCCCCCACACGGCUCUCAAGUAUGGAACAGCUGAGGGUAAGGUGAAGGGUGCUUUUGGACAACGAGUGGCGGAUAGAGACUGAGCAAGAAGAAAGGAGAGAGGGAGGGGGAGAAAGAGAGGAGGCGGCGGCGGAGGGGAUACCCUCAGGACACACUCGGAGAAUCCCCCCUGCCCACUUUUCUUUUUUUUUCUUUCGUUCUGCCAUUGUCAUGUGCCUCCCUUAAUCUGAAGAAUGUGGAGACCGCAUUUCCCAGGUAUCCGGCCCCAGAUCAUGAAUGGGCCCAUGCACCCUCGCCCCCUAGUGGCCCUGUUGGAUGGACGUGACUGUACAGUCGAGAUGCCCAUCCUCAAAGACCUGGCCACUGUCGCCUUCUGUGAUGCCCAGUCCACACAGGAGAUCCAUGAGAAGGUGCUGAACGAGGCAGUAGGGGCCAUGAUGUACCACACCAUCACCUUGACCAGAGAAGACCUGGAGAAAUUCAAGGCUCUACGCAUCAUCAUCCGCAUCGGCAGCGGCUACGACAACAUCGACAUCAAGGCAGCCGGAGAGAUGGGCAUAGCGGUGUGUAACAUCCCAUCGGCGGCGGUGGAGGAGACAGCAGACUCCACUCUGUGCCACAUUCUCAACCUGUACCGGCGGAACACCUGGCUGUACCAGGCUCUCCGGGAGGGCACACGGGUCCAGAGCGUGGAGCAGAUCAGAGAGGUGGCGUCCGGAGCCGCCAGGAUCCGAGGAGAAACGCUGGGCCUCAUUGGCUUUGGUCGUUCAGGGCAGGCGGUGGCAGUGCGGGCCAAGGUGUUUGGCUUCAACGUGAUCUUCUACGACCCGUACCUGCAGGACGGUCUGGAGCGUUCGCUAGGUGUUCAGCGUGUCUACACCCUGCAGGACUUGCUCUACCAGAGUGACUGUGUCUCCCUGCACUGCAACCUGAACGAACACAACCACCACCUCAUCAACGACUUCACCAUCAAACAGAUGCGCCAGGGUGCGUUUCUGGUUAACUCUGCGCGGGGAGGUUUGGUGGAUGAGAAGGCCUUGGCUCAGGCCCUGAAAGAGGGCAGGAUACGGGGGGCCGCCCUGGACGUCCAUGAGUCAGAACCCUUCAGUUUUACCCAGGGUCCUCUGAAGGAUGCUCCUAACCUGAUCUGUACUCCUCACACGGCCUGGUACAGUGAACAGGCCUCGCUGGAGAUGAGAGAGGCAGCCGCCACAGAGAUACGCAGAGCCGUCACUGGCCGUAUCCCCGACAGUUUACGAAACUGUGUCAACAAGGAGUUCUUUGUUACCACGGCUCCUUGGACAGUGGAACAGCAGCAAAUGCACCCCGAACUCAACGGUGCCGCGUACAGGUACCCCCCUGGUGUGGUUGGUGUGGCCUCUGGUGGGAUCCAUGGGCCAAUGGAGGGGAUGGUGCCUGGGGGGGUGACAAUCGCCCACACCCUGCCCUCGGGUACCCACCCCUCCCAGGCCCCGUCCCCCAACCAACCCUACAAAAACGGGGAGCCCAUGAGAGAGCACAUGACCGAGCCAUAACUCUGCAUCCAGAGACGAAGGAGUUCAUAUAUACACAACUGACCCACCCACUCUUCGACCAGCAGACUGAUCGUUAGGGUUCACAGAACACCGGAACCAAGUGGGGACAGUGAAUAUAUUCACAACUGCUUCUCCAAAGUGGGGACCGUCAAAACUCAUGUUCCAAGGAUCCUCUUCUUUUACAUUUUUUAUUCCUGUUUUCUGGGACACGAUGUUACCGCAUGCCAGAGUUAAGGCCCGUCCACCUUGACUGACCCACCAAUAAGAGAGCUUGGAAGGACAAUGACAUCAUCUGUUACUGGCCUUCCUCCAACUCCACCCUGCCCCAUUCCAUCAUUUCAGUUCACGUGUGUCUAUUUUUCUUUCCUCUGUCCUGAGACCACCCUACAAAUGAAUGUCUUUCUGUUCUUCAAUGUGAAAAAAGAAAUUAUUAAGAAAUGACAUACAGUUGUCAGACAGUAGAAAAAGACAAUUGGAGUUACCAAUGCCAUCAGCAGUCUCAAUGGGGACCUCUAAACCCUGUCCUAGUCCAUCUCUCACCCUGCAGGUUGCUGGUUCCUGAAUGUACAGACAGGAUUUGAUGGACACAUCAGGGUUGCCAGAUCUCUUGAGCCUCAUGACCAAAACAAUAAGCCCAAAUUUAAGUGAAUAUGGGACCUGAAACUGUUUGAAUUUGUCCAUUGUGAACAUCUCUCAACCCCGGGGACCACCCAAUAUAUUAUAGAGAAGAUUUUGAUCUGGUAAACUCCUUUUUAGACAUCUAGUUUCUCUGAAGAGCUUCUUCAAAGCUCCAGGUUCUGACGCACAAGGGGGAUGAGACUUGCUGUAAAGGUCAUUAUCGCAAUCUUAAGACAAUGUAAACUUUCAUACCAACUCCGGAUUCAGUAAUCAUGUCGUGGUCUGUCACUAAAAUAUUGAAAUAAGAAAUGCAUGCAAAAGCCGUUCUAACUGUUAAAAGCACCUCUGCUUUUACAUGGACCUCCACAUCAUGGAUUUGGACAUUGUCGCAGGUGUUUGUAUGCUAGAGGGCUCUCUUAAAAUGUCCAUUUUUUUUCUCACCAAAAGGACCUACACAGUAGCACCAGCCAGACAGGAAAGGGUUUGGAAAUUGAGGUUACUGACUCAGGAAAAAUAACUUUUGCAGAUAUCUUUUUCCCCAAAUUGUCUGAAAGAAAAAAGUCUGGAUCGUUCUGCGUGUCUCCACCUUUUCUUCAUUGUGGUAUUUUUAUAAAUCAAACCUCUGUUUUUUGGUGUUCAAGGUUUUUGCAGAGUCCUGUUAGAUUUGUAUUGCCUAGUUAAAUGUUCUUAUAAUCAUAGUCUUAUGUGAACCACCCCUUUUUUCCCCCCCUUGUUCUUAUAAUGAAAGCCAGUUGGAGCUCUUGGAGGCAUCGUGCACUCUGUGAGCAACAUCCCUAGUGCCCUGACUUUAGCAAGACAAGGCUACUAACAGAUUGUUUGGUUUUUAGUGUGAGUAUUUGUACAAGGUGAUAUAUAAAAUUCAGUGCAGUUCAAAUAAAAAAAAUGCUGUUCUAUCA